This is a messenger RNA of Emericellopsis cladophorae, 891 nucleotides long. RefSeq lists its product as uncharacterized. Gene Ontology annotation, cellular component: endomembrane system. Bases 1 to 891 code for a protein of 296 amino acids. Gene Ontology annotation, biological process: vacuolar proton-transporting V-type ATPase complex assembly. The transcript has 2 exons. The record is from RefSeq and is a predicted model, not a curated record. Lineage: Eukaryota; Fungi; Ascomycota; Sordariomycetes; Hypocreales; Bionectriaceae.
AUGACCGCUCCCAUCGUGGAGGCGCUGGAGAGGCUUCCGAAUCCUGAAACAGCUUCAGCGCCCCAAGAAGACGAUGCCACUGUGUCUGAUCCAGAGCCUGCCACUGCGACGUCGCAUCCCACUGCGCCCUCGCUCGAGAAGCCAACAGUCGGCAGCCCGAUAUCCCACAGCCAGAUUCUCGACAUCUACAACGCUCUCAAACAAAAAGGCCAUGGAACAUCGCUGGAGAGUUUGCUGGUCGGCGCCAAGGUCUACGUGCCGCCACCACCGCCCAAACCCGAGCCAACACCAGAGUACAAAGCAUUGAUGGCCAGACUACGACGAGAAGCCGAAGCACAACAGUACAAAAACAUGACCGCUCCGCAGCCCGAAUCCUUCAGCGACCGCUUCCCCCACGCGUAUGCUUCCGUCAACGCCGCGCUGCCAAAGGACACGGGCGACGACGACGAAAUCACCUACUCGGACGUGCACAGGCAGAUGCUGCUCCUUCUGAACUUCCUGGUCUCCAUCCUGGGUGUGGCAGGCACGCUGUGGGUUGCGGCACGAUGGUGGAGUCUGCCGGCGCGACUGUUCCUGACACUGGGCGGCGCCAUUGUCGUUGCGAUUGCCGAGGUCGCAGUGUAUCAGAUUUACGUGUGGAAAAUGGGCGACGCAAAGGGACGGCAAGACGGCGCCAAGGAAGUGCGGGAGGUCAUUGGCACGUGGACGUCUGGAGAUGACGCGAAGAAUACUGGCGAGGGGGCAAAUGUCAGCGAAGAAGGGGCAGUGGCAGAGGUUAAUGCGUCGUCGCCAGGCAGACAAGGUGGUGUCAGGCUGGCGUCGGGGAUACGUGGCGAAGACAGCGACGGCGUGAGGAGACGGCAAGCUCCGAAGAUGGGAGGCCAACCAUGA